AUGUCGGAGCCGGUGUGUCAAUUCACCAUCAAACAUCGUUUCAAAUUCAAUGAGGCCUAUCAAACCUCGAUGCCUUUUACACACUUUGGCGAGAAAUGGUAAAAUAGGGACAGUUUUCGAAUGCAUAUUCAAUUCAUAUUUUCAGGUCCAUGCUGUUGCAUAACAAUGCGAACGAAAGACCCAGCAUUUCUCUUAAGUGCGCGAAAGAAUCGACGUCGAAUUUGUGGUCGAUCGAAGCGAAAGUGCUGCUCAAAAUCAUCGCAGUGAGUCCGCUGAAUCCGGUGAAUUUCGAGCAGGUGGCCACCGGAGUGUUCCACGCGUCGAAUUCAACGAUCCGAUUCGGGACGGGACUGCCCACUCGCGGAGAGCUCGCCGAGAAGUUCGUGUGCGACGAGUUGAUGCGGUUAGAGCUCCACGUCACACUUCUCAAGAUGGUCGGCAUCCGACAGAAACGGAAGCACGACUUCGAUCGAGUCGACGACCGACUCAGCGAUGUGAUCCUCGUCGCCGGCAGAAAGGAAUUCCACGUCUCCAGAGCGGUACGUCGGAGAUUCAUACAAACUUUCCAGGGAUUGAUGUAUUUUCAGAUCCUGAGCUAUCACUCUCCGGUCUUCCGUGCCUUGCUCCUCGGCGAUUUCAAAGAAGCGAAAGCCGCGAAAGUCAAUGUGAUUCCAACGACCGCCGAGUCUUUCCAGACCUUUCUCUCUUUGAUCCAUUCGUCGGAGGCACAUCUCACAAGUAAGUCUGGUUGUACCAUGCGUAUCUUUCUUUCGACGUAGCGCGAAUGCAUCGACGUCUUGCAUUCAUAGCAAUAUUUGAGAGUUGGUAUUCUAGACUCUCAGGGUUUCCCCCGGUACUUCAGAGAUCGAACAUGUUUUCCCCAAACCAACUCCUUUUUUUCAGUCAUGAACGUGGUCGAAGUGCUCGAGCUGGCCAACUACUACAACGUGGAGAUGGUGCUGAAGCAGUGCGAGACGUACCUCUCACAAGAGAAACUCGUGCCGAUGACCCGCAAACUGGUGCUCGCGGAGCAGUUCAACCUGGCCGAUCUGCAGCAUUCGUGCCUCAAAUCGAUCGACACGCCGGCCGACUGCGUCGAGAUUUGCCGCGACGCCGAAGAGUUUGGCGAGAAGACUCUCCGGGCGCUGCUCAAGAAAUCGAUCUCGUUCAUCGGCAGCGUCGGCAACAACGUCGGCAACAACGUCGGCAACAACGCGGAUGAAUCACCGAGCAUGAGAAUAUUUAUGGAAAUGCAAGAAUUUCAGCGGGGAGAAAACACGCGGAGGAAUCUCGCACCACUCGAUUUUCCGUUGUUCGCACAUUAUCCCUUUCUCCCUCCUCACGAGGAAUAUAAUCGACUCGGUAGAAAUUGA
This is a messenger RNA of Caenorhabditis sp. 36 PRJEB53466, 1373 nucleotides long. Lineage: Eukaryota; Metazoa; Nematoda; Chromadorea; Rhabditida; Rhabditidae. The record is from the annotation of a GenBank genome assembly.